UCGAUUGUGUAAUACUAGGAUGUGGGAAUUGGAAUGCGCAUUGCACAGUCUUAGUUAAUUGUUUAUGAAAAUGGAAUGCGCAUUGCACAGUCUUAGUUAAUAUAAUAUAGUAAAUAGUUUAUGAAAAUGGAAUACGGGGGCGUGUGGCUGUUAUUGUUGAGCGUGUCAUGUGUAUGAUUGACUCGAUUGAGUGCGUGCGUCUCACGCACGCAAAACAACAUUCACACGGAGUCGGAGUGACAUUGUAACAUCGAUUAUUACCUAUUUAGCGUUUAGUACAUUUUAAUAUACAAACUACACGUAUUGUGUGCUGAAUGCGUGGAAUAUAGAUGGGUAGGUCGUAGGUUGCAACACGCCAGCCCAGUGUUGUAGAUUGUUGACUACAGACUUGUCUUGUGCAUUGUGCAGUUGUACUUAGUAGUUGCCGGUGUGCGGUCUAUGGUUGAAGGAGUGUUACGUGUGUCUGUAACGAUAUUUUUCCAAUAGAAGUCAAACAUCGCAUUUAAAAAUAUAGUUAUAAAUUUAAUAGAAAAAACAAGAUACAAUAAUAAUGUCAAACAAUAAAGAGCCGGCUGAUAACCAACUCGAAGAUUUUAAAAAAUCUGUUGAGAAUACUCGUGUUAUUAGGACAGGGAAUGGUGCGCCAGUUGAUGAUCAUACUAAUACAAUUCAAGCUGGAGUAAAUGGACCACUGGUGUUACAAGAUCAUACUUUUUUAGAUGAAAUAUCGCAUUUUGACCGUGAACGAAUUCCAGAACGAGUAGUACAUGCUAAAGGAGGAGGUGCAUUUGGUUAUUUUGAAGUAACACAUGAUAUUACAAAAUAUUGUAAGGCUGAUAUAUUUUCAAGCAUUGGAAAACAAACUCCUGUUGCUGUAAGAUUUUCUACUGUUGGUGGAGAGAGUGGAUCAGCUGACACUGUUAGAGACCCAAGAGGUUUUGCUAUAAAGUUUUAUACUGAAGAUGGAGUUUGGGAUUUAGUUGGAAACAACACACCAAUAUUUUUUAUAAGAGACCCAAUUUUAUUUCCAAGUUUUAUUCAUACCCAAAAGAGAAAUCCAGUUACCCAUUUAAAGGAUGCUAAUAUGUUUUGGGACUUUUUGACUCUUCGUCCUGAAUCAUUACACCAAGUGAUGAUACUGUUCUCAGAUCGUGGAAUUCCAGACGGAUAUCGUCAUAUGAACGGUUAUGGAUCUCAUACAUUUAAAAUGGUCAAUUCUUGUGAUAAUGCAGUUUAUGUUAAAUUUCAUUUCAAGACCGAUCAAGGUAUAAAAAAUUUGGAUGUUAAAAGAGCUCGAGAUCUUGCAGCUGAUGACCCAGAUUAUUCAAACCGUGAUUUAUUCAAUGCUAUUGCUAAUGGUAACCAUCCAACUUGGACUCUCUAUAUACAAGUGAUGACAUUUGAAGAAGCUGCUGCUAAUAAAUUCAAUCCUUUUGAUAUUACAAAAGUUUGGUCACAUGCUGAUUAUCCAUUAAUACCAGUUGGCAAACUAGUAUUGAAUCGUAACCCCACCAACUAUUUUGCUGAUAUCGAACAAAUUGCUUUUAGCCCAGCACAUAUGGUGCCUGGUAUUGAACCUAGUCCUGAUAAACUUCUCCAGGGACGAUUAUUUUCUUAUAGUGAUACACAUCGUCAUCGUUUAGGAGCUAACUAUUUGCAGUUGCCUGUAAAUUGUCCAUAUCGUUCAAAAGUCACCAAUUAUCAACGCGAUGGGCCUCAAGCUUAUGAUAAUCAAGGGUCUGCACCAAAUUACUAUCCUAAUAGUUUUUCUGGACCAGAACAACAACCCGCGUAUCGCAUGUCUUCAUUUGAUGUUUCUGGUGCUGUCGCCAAGUAUGACUUAAGUAAUGAUGAUAACUAUACCCAGGCAGGUUUACUUUAUAGAAACGUUUUACCUAAAGAUGAACAAAAUAGAUUGGUAGAAAAUAUAGUAGACAACUUAAAACAUGCUGCUGACUUUUUACAAGAAAAGGCAAUUUAUCAUUUCACUCAAAUUGACGAUGGUUUAGGUAAAGAACUUAGAGAACAUUUGAAGUUGGCCAAGUGUUCAAAAGCAAAUCUUUAAUAAUUUUAAUAAACCGAAUAAUUAUUUAAAAUAAAUAAAAAUCACAAAUUAUAUAUCUAUUUUUUUUUUAGUUUAUUAAUUCUUAAAAUGCUGUGUAUAAGGCAAACUGUAAUUAUUCAAGUGACUUAAUAAUUUUAUAAGUUUAUUCAUUUUAACUUUAAAAUCACAUUUAUGUAUUUCAUAUUAUAUUGAAUAGUUUAAAAUCAAAACAUUUUUUUAAAUAUAUUACCUAUUAUAUUA
Aphis gossypii (cotton aphid) is the source of this 2305-nucleotide messenger RNA. RefSeq names its product catalase. NCBI's taxonomy places the organism in Eukaryota, Metazoa, Arthropoda, Insecta, Hemiptera, Aphididae. Gene Ontology annotation, cellular component: cytoplasm; peroxisome; mitochondrion. Gene Ontology annotation, biological process: hydrogen peroxide catabolic process; response to hydrogen peroxide. The transcript is spliced from 9 exons. The record is from RefSeq and is a predicted model, not a curated record. The coding region runs from base 551 to 2065 and encodes 504 amino acids. Gene Ontology annotation, molecular function: heme binding; catalase activity.